GAUAGGCUAUGAUUAGGAGUGUGCCUAUGUGUCCUAUAAAUAUACUUUUUUUCUUGCUUAUAAAAACCCCCCUUGCAACAGCAAACAUCCUAUAAUUCCUAUUCACUUUAGCAUGCAUCAUCAGCUGAAGCUCAACAUGAGAAGACAAACUCCCAUUCAUCUUCUCCUUGUAUGGCUCCUGCUUGCAGCUUCUCAAUACCACUACACUAUUAAUGUUCAAGCUAUUGAAACAGUUCAGUUCAAGCACAAUUCUGCACAGCCUGGCUCUGGGUCGGGGUCCGGAACCAGAUAUGUUUUACCUACUUGGGUCAGUGGAAGGAAGAUCCAUAAAACUCCAUCAGGUCCCAACCCAGUAGGGAAUCAUCGCCCACCAUCAAAGCAAUGAACAUUUGAUGUACUUGUUCUUAACUUAGUAUGUAGAAC
This is a messenger RNA of Prunus dulcis (almond), 423 nucleotides long. Its product is annotated as CLAVATA3/ESR (CLE)-related protein 46. The transcript has 3 exons. The coding region runs from base 113 to 385 and encodes 90 amino acids. The record is from RefSeq and is a predicted model, not a curated record. Lineage: Eukaryota; Viridiplantae; Streptophyta; Magnoliopsida; Rosales; Rosaceae.